Molecule: messenger RNA, 4340 nt
Organism: Choloepus didactylus (southern two-toed sloth)
Lineage: Eukaryota; Metazoa; Chordata; Mammalia; Pilosa; Megalonychidae
Gene: PDGFB
Product: platelet derived growth factor subunit B
Exons: 7
Coding region: 2109-2738 (209 amino acids)
Biological process (GO): positive regulation of MAP kinase activity; platelet-derived growth factor receptor signaling pathway; positive regulation of protein autophosphorylation
Cellular component (GO): membrane
Molecular function (GO): growth factor activity; platelet-derived growth factor receptor binding
Source: RefSeq, a predicted model, not a curated record
AGUCAAUCUGGAAUCCAGGUGGGAAAGGGGGCGGGGCAGGGAGGAGGCGCGAGGUGGAGCUGAGGAGAGGGCAGGCGGGAGUGCGGCCUGCCUGGGUCGCGUCCCGCCUCCUUGGGGUUGCGGCCGAGAGCCCGCACCUUGCCCGGCCCCAGGGAACGCCGGCCCCUCUCGGCCUCCAGCGAGGGGCACGAAGGAGGCGGCGGCGAAGGGGUUAAGGUUCCGAGGCCGCGCCGGGUCUUGGGCUGCUGCCAGCGCAGGUUGUUUUGACCACGGAGGAGCCGUCGCCGUCUCCUUUUGUUCUCGGGGCUCCUCGGGCCGCCGGCCGCCCGCCCCGGGGCCCCGCCCUUCCGCGGCCGCCCCCCCCCCCCCAACCAGCGUCCUGCACCCGGGACGGAAGGCGCGGGGCUCGGCCUGGCGGGUCUGCAGGCUCCUCCCGAUGCCCCUUCCCCUCCUCUCCCGCAGCCUCCCGGGCCGCAGCCAGCUGUUGGGGCGGGGGGCGCCGGCCGGCCCCAGCUGCCGCCUCGCCUCGUCGCGGGGCCCGAGUGCUGGGCCGGGUGCCAGGGCGUCCUGGGAACGGCGGGCGCCCCCACCCAGCUCUCCGCAGCCCACCCCGCCCGGCCCCCCGACGCGCUCACUCACCCCACGCAUGCACACUCCUGGCCGGAGGCAAUGCCGCGCUCCGGCGGGCGGGCGCGCAGAGCGGCGGGCACGCACUACCGCGGCCAGGUCGCGCGCCCGCCGCCGCCACGCCCGUGCAUACGCGGGGCACACGCGCACGCACCGCACACAGACGUACGCACGGCCCCGGCACACGCCGCCUGAGCACACGUGCACGCACACCCACGCACGUACACAGGCACGCAGGCCCAUGCACCCCCAGCCCAGGUGCCCGGCCCCGCGUAACAGGUUGGCGCACCGUGGACCCUGGAACGUCCCACCGCGGUAGCGACCCCAUUUCCUUCCUGGGGUCCUGUGAGGGAGGGGGAAGGGGGACCCUUCCAUCAGGUCCCAGCUUCACAGUACUCACUUUUUCAGCAGGGCUUGUCGAUGGCUCUCAGUCCCUACCCUGUGUGAUUGCUUUUUAUCGACCACCCAGUGUGGCUGAAAGUGGUGUUGAUGUGACUCCCAGGGCCGCUGCGGGGUCCAGAGCUAUUUCAAACGAGCCCUUAUUUAAACCUCCAAGACUGGAGGAUCCUGCACACUGAGAAGGGCUUGGGCGGCUCCUUGGGCUCCCCCCUUGCCUUCCUUGCUUCUCUCCAUUAUUUUCUCAUGUUCGCUGAUCCCAACAUGCUCUUGAGAGGCCAUGUGACAGCUGGAUGAGGUUUUCCCAGGCCUCCCCUUACCAUUUCCAGCUUCAUCCAGUACCUCUGCUUCCUUUCCCACAACUCCAUGGGAAUGUGUGCUGGGAUGGGGGCAGGCAGGGGAGAGGCGAGGCGAUGGCACAAAAUACCUGCCUUUUUCCUCACUUUAAUCACGGGUGCCCUUGACCACGUGGCUCGCAGGACCCCACAAUGGUGUGUGGUGCUGGGCAGCUGAGCAAGGCCUGCUCUGGGGGAGGACUCCUAAAAGGGGAGGGCAGGAGUCUCUGGGAGGGCUUGCUGGUGGAGGUGGCCUUGGGUUGGCCUUAUCCCCAGGCCUGCUUGGGCCAAGCCUUAGGAGGAGGUCCAGGUUGCAGAGAAGGAGGGGCAGGCGACUCUGAGGCUGGGCCGAGGGUCUGCCAGGCCUAGGGGAGGCCCAUGAGGCCCCAUAUCCACCAGCUGAGCUGGCUUCCGGGCGGGUGACUUCUGCUGUCAUGUGACGGCUCUGGCCUUGGCACCUUCUACCAGGAGGGAGGGAAGGAAGCCCACAGCCUUGGCUCCCCAGCUUCCUCCUGGCCCGCUAAUAGCCUUAGGUGGUGGAAGAAGGGCUUGUUGAAAUGCCCAGCCUUCCAAACAGAAUUUGGAGACUGGUGCAGGAGUUAGGAACAAUGUGGGGGGGGAAUGGGGAGAUAUUGGGGUGAGGCGGUGCUUACUGUGGGCCUUGGAAGACCUUUAUGAGCUGUCACUGGAAGCCUCAACCCCCACUGAGAUGCCCCUUCCGGGGAUCCCAUUCCCGAGGAGCUCUACGAGAUGCUGAGUGACCACUCCAUCCACUCCUUCGAGGACCUCCAGCGCCUGCUGCAGGGAGACUCCGUAGAUGAAGAUGGGGCUGAGUUGGACCUGAACUUGACCCGGUCCCAUCCCGGUAGCGAGCCGGAGAGCCUGUCUCGGGGGAGAAGGAGUGUGGGCUCCCUCGCCAACAUCGAGCCGGCCGUGAUCGCCGAGUGCAAGAUCCGCACCGAGGUGUUUACGAUCUCCCGGCACCUUGUAGACGGCUCCAAUGCCAACUAUAUGGUGUGGCCGCCCUGCGUGGAGGUCCAGCGCUGCUCCGGCUGCUGCAACAACCAGCAUGUGAAGUGCCGUCCCACGCAGGUGCAGCUGCGGCAUGUCCAGGUGAGAAAGAUCCAGAUAGUGAGGAAUAAGCCAGUCUCCAGGAAGAUCACGGUGACCUUGGAGGACCAUUUGGCAUGCAAGUGUGAGACGGUGGCAGCUGCCCGGUCCGGGACCCGGAGCCCGGGGAGUCCCCAGGAGAAGCGAGCCAAGAUGCAAACUCGGGUGACCAUUCGGACGGUGCGAGUCCGCCGGCCCCCCAAGGGGAAGCACCGGAAGUUCAAGCACACGCACGACCAGAUGGAACUGAAGGAGACCCUGGUUGCUUAGGGGCGUCUGCAGGAGAGUGUGGGCAGGGUUAUUUAAUAUGGAAUUUGCUGUAUCGCCCCCAUGGGGUCCUUGGAGUGAUAAUAUUGUCCCCCUCGUCCGUCUGUCUCGAUGCCUGAUUCGGACGGCCAAUGGUGCUUCCCCUGCCCCUCCACGCGUCUGUUCUCCCCUCCACCAGCGGCCUCCGUGGCUGGCGCAGCGGCUCGAGAAGAAAACAAGGGACCUGAACUCCGUCUCCAUCAUCCUCCUUUAUCCCAGGGAUUGGGAUGAGAGUGCAAGAGAGACGGAUGGGGCUGCUGUUUGGGGAAAGGGGCUCCCUUCCCUCAGGCCACAUCCAAGCACAGUGGCCUGGCCCGAAAAGCCCUGCCCAUGGCCCGAAGGACUUCUCUGGGGGGGUCCGCCUGGGCCCUGGACCCCUGGCCUACUUGCAGGGGAAACACCCCCAGACAGGCAGGUGGUACCUCUGGCCUUGUGCUCCCAUGGCUCAGACCAUGUCGGGGAGCAUAGACGAGGAAACCCCUUUCUGUGGGGCCCAGGCCCAGUCACCCCCUCUCCCUGGUCACCUCUGCGCACAGUGGCUUCUUUUCAUUUACACGAACCUUUGAAGACAUGGACUCUACAAGGUGGACGCGGCUGGAGCGCCAGUGGCCGAGUGCCCUCUCAGAUGGAUUAGAGAUGAAGCUGGUUCUUGGGGUGGAUGUAGAUGGUGACCUGGGCAUCUUCUUGACUUCUCCUGCCGCGUGCCUCACUCCUUCACUUCCUCUGCUGUUUCAUCUCAUCUCUACCUCCAGUCUACACCCCCCCCUUGCCCCAGCCUGUCAGACCAGCCCCUUACUGAGGCUCCAAAUGACCCCAGUCACUGUUCCCUAAGGCAGAAGACCAGGGGUCAGGCCGGCAAGGGGCCUGCCCAUUAUAUUCCAGCCCAGCCAAGACUGCCGUGUAAGGUUGGGCAGGAUGUGCACUGCACAAAGGCACCCCCAUGCAGAGGGCACCACUCAUAAUACUGCAGACCUGGUCGAUUGGUUUAUUUAUUAUGACAGUAUUCUGGCAGAUGGAAGUAAAGUGUCUUGAGGAAGGAGAUCCUUUUCCUAAUUCACACAAAGGCUCUGUGUGGACCGGCUGGAGUGGUCUGGCAAGAGCAAGCCCAUGGUGGUGGGGGGGAGGCAACACUGUUGUCCGUCUGGCCUCCGUUUCCCAGAGUCCUCAGCUCCAACAGUGCCCCUUCCAGACAGGUGUGAGAAACCCAAGAGAAGGUCUGUAAGGGAGGGAGCAGCCCCUCACUCUCCAGUCUGCACCCCCUUCCCUCCCAACUUAGACCCUUUCAAGUUCCACCUUUGGCAGCUCCUCCCAGGAAACCGGCUCCCAGGCUGGGAGUGGGGGAGACAAGGGGAAGGGUUCCCAGUACUUCCUGGGGCAGGGGUCUGAGCACCCACCCCCCUUCUCCUCUCCCACUGCAUUCCCUCCCUUCUCCAAAAUCUGCUUCCUUCAGUUUGUAAGGUCGGUGAUUAUAUUUUUGGGGGCUUUCCUUUUAUUUUUUAAAUGUAAAAUUUAUUUAUAUUCCGUAUUUAAAGUUGUAAAAAAAAAAAAAGUAACCACAAAACCAAA